AUGGCCUGCGGCAGCAGCACCCUCUGGGCAAGCAUAUCUGGAAUGGAGCCGCUGCGGCAGGUUCUGCAAAAGGCGAAAGCUGUUGCGCUGUACUGUUCGGGGCCCCUGUGGGCACUGAAGCAUUUUGUCACCACAGGCUGGACAGAUGCGGAGACCGAGUGCAGCCAGGAGGCUCCAGGUGGAGCCCGCUUUGCGGGUCUCAUCAAUCAAGGCCUCACCUGCUACCUCAACGCCCUCCUGCAGUGUCUCUUUCUGACACCUGAAUUCCGAGACAGGAUCCAGGAGAAGCCUUGGACCUCCGAGCCCGAGCAGGCUCUUGGCCAGAUCUUCAGGGGGCUGCAGAGGCGGUGUGGUCCUGUGCCAACGAGUGCCCUCACCACCUGCCUGGGUCUGCACAGCUCCGUCCAGCAGGACGUGGCUGAGGUGUUUCUGCUUCUGCUCCAGCACCUGGGCCGGGAUGAAUUGCAGGAGGUGUUCCAGAGUGAGGUGGAGAAAAUCAUCCAGUGCUUGGUGUGCGGCCACAAGGAGCACAUCCCAUCCGGAGGCAGGAUGCUGAUCCUGCCCCUGGCUUCCCACACCCAGCUCUGUGGCUUGGAGGGGGCCGGGCAGAAACCUGGCAAGCCAGCCAAUCCGUCUAGUGGAGUUUCCCAGGAGACACGCUUCCUGCGGCUCCCGAAGGUCCUGAUUCUGCAAGUCAGGGAGCUGACAUUUGAAAACGGGAGGUUUCACAAAAUUCAGAAGCCUAUCAACAUUGCCCAGGUGCUGAAACUGCACACCAGCCCCAGAGAGCUGACAUUGCCUAAGUGUAAAGCUUCCCACAGUGGCACACUCACCCCCAACCCGGAGCAGAGGGUCUACCACCUCUACGCCAUGUGCUGCCACUCGGGAGACUGCAGCGGGGGCCACUACACAGCCCUGGCCCAGCCCCCCGGCAGGGCGGAGUGGUUCCGCUUCAAUGACCAGCAGGUGCACUGUGUGGGGCCGGAAUUCCCUCUGCACCACACGUUCAGGUCUGAGACCCCGUACCUACUGUUGUAUCGCUGUCAGGACACUGAAGACAGGAGGGACAUGGAGCCUGGCCUUGGGGACAAGGGCAGAGCCUCAGAGCACGUGGAUGAGGAGGGCCCUAAAGCACCUCCACCAGGGGAGCAGGGGGAGGCCCGAGGCCUGCCCUGCGGCCCCCAGUGUAGCCCCGAAGAGGAACUCCCUGCCGUGGGAAUGAGGAGCUCGGCAGCUGAAGACCAAGCCCUGUCCCACCCUGUGCAGGGCCCGGCACAGCCUGGAAAAACACGCCUCAGGAGCAAAGAUGGAGGAGCAGAGGCUGCCAGAGGAGGAGUCCGGCUCCUCGGAGACAGAGAAGCAGAAGUCAUGGCCACCAGAGAAAGAGGAGUGGAGGUUGCCAAAGAAGGGGGCCACCUCCUCAGAGACGGAGGAUUGGAGGCUGUGGCCUCCAAAGAAGGAGGAGGGGAGGCCGAGUGGAGGCCAUGGCCACCAGAGAAGGAGGAGAGGAGGCCGUGGCCACCAGAGAAGGAGGAGCAGAGGCCAUGGCCACCAGAGAAGGAAGAGGGGAGGCUGUGGCCACCAGAGAAGGAGGAGUGGAGGCCAUGGCCACCAGAGAAGGCUGCCCCUCAGAGAUGGAGGAGGGGAGGUGCCAGGCUUCAAGGCCCCCAGGAAGAGACACCCCAAGCAGCCCAGUUGGAUGCCCUCUCUGGGGUCCUGAGUCAACUCAGACCUGGACCUCCACACAUCCAGCCUCCUCCACAUGGGGUGGCCAGAAUCAUGCCCUCCCUGUCACCCACAGCCCCUGCACCAUCUUGCCCUGUGCACACUGUGACAGCCUCUGCCCACUUCUGUGCACCCCAGAGCAGAGGCCUGGAGGCUUGA
Molecule: messenger RNA, 1884 nt
Organism: Mandrillus leucophaeus (drill)
Lineage: Eukaryota; Metazoa; Chordata; Mammalia; Primates; Cercopithecidae
Product: ubiquitin carboxyl-terminal hydrolase 64E-like
Biological process (GO): protein deubiquitination
Cellular component (GO): cytosol; nucleus
Molecular function (GO): cysteine-type endopeptidase activity; cysteine-type deubiquitinase activity
Source: RefSeq, a predicted model, not a curated record